CCUCGCCGUCUGUUGGGUCGAUACUACCAAGUACUGUCAGCUACUGCCAGCCUCUGACAGCCUCGUUGUUGAGUGACGGGAGCACGUCAAAACUGGUUCGAACAAAAUCGUGCUUGUAGUGAAACAGGGAAGAAAGAGAGCGCAACUUGACUGGUACGGGCAUCUUUCAUCACGACAUUAGACGACAGAAUGGAGGCAGAGAAUUCUUGGCCGAAACGUCUUCCGCUAGAAAUAUGGCAGAUUGUUCUCAGUCAAACAUCCCCCGCCACAACCCGAAAAUGCCUGGCUGUCUCCAGGCUUUUCCAUGAUCUCGCUGCUCGCAUUGUCUUUUCGACGCUACGUAUACAGUUCGGGUGCUGGGAAGCCAGCUAUGACUUGUUGGACGAGCCGUUUGAAGGAGACCGCGGAUGCAGGUCAUGUUGUGUGCUGCUGCACACCAUCACCGACCCUGUGUUUGCGUCUUACGUCAAGCAUUUACACAUAUAUGCGUUCGCGGACAAAUUCACGACCUCCGAAAUGUGCGGCGUAACGAAAGCAAUCGGCACUCUGUCCAAUUUACGUACACUGAGAUGGUAUACCAACCAUCGGUCGUGCAUUUUACCUAGCGACGAGCUCCUGGAGGCACUGGCGGCGACGGCUGUAUGUCUCCGCGAAUACCAACUGCCGAUUCAGUGCUUGAGUGCGCUGCCGGCUCUUAAGAGAUUACCAGCAUCAAGUCUUUGUUUGUAUUUUCCGGAGCAAUAUUCUUUGGAAGAGGAGCUGCACUGGCCAUGCGACGUAUACCGCUCGUCCUUCGCAUCACUACUUGAGGCCCGCAGAGGUUCUCUAACGCAGCUUACCGCACCAAACCAGGCGGUCUGGGAAUGCCCGCCACACAUAUUGCGGGGCCUGACUCAUCUGACGAUCGACGACGUCGGUCAUUCUAGUAACCUCGAUCUCAUUUCCCCCCAUUGCACUCGACUCGAGUCCCUGCAGAUUAUCCUUCACCUGGAUUUUACUUCGGAGCUCUGUGUCGCUCUAGCAGCAAACCCCGCCGCGUUCCCUCAUCUCACGUACCUCAAGCUACUCUCGGACGAUUUUGUGGAUGGCACGAGAGUCAAUGCGGUGGCUAGCUUCAUCCGACCGAAGACGAAGCUGCGGUGUCUGGAUUUUAACGGCCAGUGCAGCACUGUUGAAGAACUAUCUCCUGUCUUAGACGCUAUUCGAUCGCUAUCAGACCUAGAAAUCCUUGGUCUUGAUGUUGGACUCGGGCGAUUUGGACAGGAAACGAUUGAUUUGCUCAGAUGUACAAUUCCCAAAGGAGUUACCGCCCUACGUCUCGGGCUUGACUACGACGACCUGGCUGCACCAGGAGGUUACUCAUGGGCCGAACUGUGGGCAGGUCUACCGAAGUUGACUUUUGCCCACAUCGGCGACGUCGAGACUCGUUCGGUCACAUCGAUACCGGACCUCGCUGAUGCUAUCGCCUCUUUGAGGCUCGUAGGGCAUUGCUCGCGCUUCCACGAGGUGUAUCGCGCGGACGAUGGAGUCACGCUCGGCGAACCUUGGUCCGCUACAAAGGUGCAAUUUCGAACGGUAGAGGACUUCGGGUCCAAAGACUGGGAAUGGUUGAUGCGAGGCCAUUUUCUACCAUAGACUAAUUUCUGCGAGGGUGAUGCUUGAUUGGGUGUUAACGUCAAAGGGAGAAGCAAAUGGUGCCUGGUAUGCUGCGCAUUGACUUUCAGUAGAUGGUGGAUUGGCUCUGUAGUGAAAGGAUAGUAUGCAACCAAUGUGUCCGAGUUCGACAGCUGGCUCGAAAU
Fomitopsis serialis is the source of this 1799-nucleotide messenger RNA. RefSeq lists its product as uncharacterized. The record is from RefSeq and is a predicted model, not a curated record. The coding region runs from base 190 to 1635 and encodes 481 amino acids. Lineage: Eukaryota; Fungi; Basidiomycota; Agaricomycetes; Polyporales; Fomitopsidaceae. The transcript has 5 exons.